UCUUCAGACUCAGGGCCAAGCCUAGCGCCUGGGCUCGUUUGUUACCGUUUUAAUCCUAUUAAUUAAAACGUUAACCUGAUUGGGUAGAAAGCUCUGUCCCAACAGGCGAGGCUUCUUCAUAAUAACCUUCUCGGAGAGAUAAUGAGGUAAAAGACUCCCCCGUCUGUGGCGGCGGCGGCGGCGGCGACAACGGCGGCGGAGGUUGUGGUGGCGGGCAGGCGGGCAGCAGCGAGCGAGCGAGCGCUGUGACGGCGGCUCCCCCCCCCCUUCCUUUCCGCCUUUCCUUGAUGGGUCCCGGAAAUCUCUUGAAGGUGAAUCCAAGCAAGAUAAACGGUGCGAGAGGCUCGCUGGCAGCUCACAAUGCCUGAGUCCCUCACAGGGUGAUAGGAGAGAGGCGCUGAGAGCGAGCGAGGCGAAGAGAGAGAGAGAGAGAGACGCGCGCGGUGAAGGGGAGAAAGAACGCGCGCCAAAGAGGCCAGCCGGCCGAGCAGCCUCGCCUCAGAAGAGAGACACUCGAGCGGCGGGAAGGAGGAGAGCGAGGAGCCGCUCUCUGAGGGGGGCCACCUCAGCAGCCUCAGCCCCAGUCAGAGUCAGGCCCCCGGCCCGGAGCCUCGGAGGAGCCGAGCGGGGGAGGGGGAGAGGGAGAAGGAGGGGGGCGGCAGGAGGAGUUGGAGGAGGGGAGCCCGCCGGCUGGGACCAUGGAGAGGGCUCUGAGCCUGCCUUCAGACGAGGACUUGUUCCACAAGAGUCUCAGCGCCUCGGUCAAGAGGAUGGAGUCCGCCUUUCGCUCGCCCCCGGGGCUCGACCUGGCCGCCCACCAGCCCCAGCCGCGCGAGCAGCGGCAAGCGCCGUCUCCCCUCAGCUGCUACGAGCCGGCCGACUCCGAGGUGCUGCUGAGGGAAGGUGCGGCUGGGGCGCUGGUGGCCGGGGACCCUCUGGGUGGCUCGGUGUGCGUGAAGUACGGGCAAAGCACGACGAGCCGCAGCUCGGUGGCCGAGAGUAGCGGCGGCGAGCAGAGCCCCGACGACGACAGCGACGGGCGCUGCGAACUGCUGUUGCGGGGCUCUGGCGGCGGCGGCGGCGGCUCAGGGGUCGUCGUUGGCGCGGGGGGCGCCCUCCUGAAGGCGCCCGAGGGCGGCGCCUGCUCUAACAGCCACCACGGCGCUGGCGGCGGCGGGGCCAAGAAGUCCAAGGAGCAGAAGGCGCUGCGCCUCAACAUCAACGCCCGCGAGCGGCGGCGCAUGCACGACCUGAACGACGCGCUCGACGAGCUGCGGGCCGUCAUCCCUUACGCGCACAGCCCCUCGGUGCGGAAGCUCUCCAAGAUCGCCACGCUCCUCCUGGCCAAGAACUACAUCCUCAUGCAGGCGCAAGCCCUCGACGAAAUGCGCCGCCUCGUCGCCUAUCUCAACCAGGGCCAGGCCAUCUCGGCCGCCUCGCUGCCCAGCUCGGCCGCCGCCGCAGCGGCCGCCGCAGCCGCCUUGCACCCGGCGCUCGGGGCCUACGAGCAGGCGGCAGCGGGCUACCCUUUCAGCGCCGGCUUGCCGCCCGCCACCUCGUGCCCGGAUAAAUGUGCCAUUUUCAACAGCGUCUCGUCCAGCCUCUGCAAACAGUGCACGGAGAAGCCUUAAAACCAGACGAGAACUCCAGCCUGAUCCCUUCUUCCUUCCUUCCCUUGGCAGGACUUCCGCUGUAGCCGCCUUUAGGGGGAUGAUCAUGGGGUAAAGCGGGGGGACUUGAGUGCAACUGAGACCUCAGCGAAGUUAAACACACACACAAAAUUGCAAUUUGGGGGGUUGUAUGAUUUCUGGGUGAGUGUGGACAAAGAGGAAUAACAGAUCGGAAGGAAGCUCCUCUUCCCUCCACAUGGUUUCUUGAAAACCUCCAAAUACUGGGAACUUUUGCUAAAGGCAACCAGGACUGGGAGGGGGCAGUUGGUUGGGCUUGGGCAAGAGAUAGAUAUGGUGGAAGCAAGUUGGACUGUCAACUCAGACAAAUCAAGAAGGGCACUUAAAAAGUUUUUGUCUUAUUUUAUUUUUAUUUUUUGCUUCUGAGCCAGGAAACAAAGCAAACUUGAAACGUAGACUUCUUGAGAUUAGACACGCGCAAAAUUGCUCUGAAAAUAUUUGUAUUUUUUAUUUUCUCUGAACUUUUGAGCCUGUGAAAAUGCGUAAAGUUUUGGCGGAGAGUGAGCUUAAAAAGAGGUGGCAAACUCCUGUUCGUGUGGCUGAAGUGUUGCAGGUUUAUUCUUUUUCUAAAAAAAGAUGUGCACCUUGUUUCAUUUCACUUUGCAAUGCUGUAUACAAGAAGACAUAUUUAUUUCAAUGGCCCGUUCAGGUCAACAAUAUUCAUCCUGUGUUAAGGUCAUGGGUCUUAUGUGAAUUUUCUUUCAAAUGCUUCUUAAAAUUCCCAUUAACCUAAACUUUGUGCCAAGUGUUUAAGACGUUGAUUUGCCAAGGACAUGUUAACCAGAAAUCUUGAUGUAUCCAAGCUGCUGAGGCUUAUGAAAGGUCAUCUGGAUUUUCAGUUGCAUCAUCCUUGUAUUUACAAAUUGAGCUUUAAUAAAUUGCUUCAGUCCAAAAAUGACAGGAGAGGUGUAUUCUUAAUUGCUUAAUGAAAUGGGCUGUUGGUGAUUAGAAACUCUUUGCAGCAAAAAGGAAUUUCUGUUUCCAGUUAUUUACUGUGACAGGUCAUAAGGUUAUAGCUCCUAUCAAGAAUUUGCAAAACAAGGUUUUCCCAGAUUGUCGUGUUUGGUUUCUCAAAGAGAAAGAAUAUGGCAGGUUCCCCCCUCCCCCCAUUGAUUAUGGAAGUUAUUUUGGCUGAAGGUGGUCAUCUUAGCUGCUGUUUCACAUGCAUUUUCCCUGCAUGGUGAUAUAAGGCUGAGCAGUAAAGGACUAGCUGUUUCCCUCAAGGGUAGAUUUAAACUUGACUUUGUAAGGGUUCCUUUUUCUUUCUCAAUCCAUCCAUAACCAUUUAAGCCAAAGUACUGGGUUUUAAGCUAACAUCUGAUAUAGAACUUAGCAAAAUUGAAGUAGAUUCCCACCUAAUUUACACCCUAAUCCUAACUACGUUCUGGUGAAGGUAAAUCCUUUUGACGUCAGAAUAAUUUUCUUCUGAGCAAGUGUGUUUAGCAUUUUAGGCUCAGAUGGGUUUAAAUCUCAGCCAAACAGAAUUGUGGAUCAGGCAAUUAGUCUCUGCUGGAAGGCUACAUAGUCUUCAGUCUGAAAAUUCAGACUUAAAAGUAAAUCCUAUUUAAAUCAAUGUAACUUAUUUCUCAGCCUUAAAUAGCAGCAUUUAAGCAUAACUGGGUUCUAUUAUCAGUCCUUUGCCUCCAGCAAUCUUAAAUCUAAGUACUUUGGCAGAACUGGUUUGUGGAACAUGCUGCCAAUCAAGAGUAGAUCCCGAAAUUCUUAUUUUUCCCCCCACUCCUCCCCCUCCCUCUCGUAUUUUCCACUACUUGCUGAUAAUCCAAAUUCAGUCUGUCAGCUCUGGAUGGCAAAAUGAGAGCCGUGAUGGAUCUGUUGGCAGGUCAUGGAUGUGUAAAGAGUGAUAUAUAUUAAAUAGGUCGCUCAGAUGAUGACAGCGAUGUAUGAUGGUUUGUAUGUGUAUCCAUGUCGGAAAGAAUCUUUAUUAAAAUAUUUUGAACAAAU
Messenger RNA from Hemicordylus capensis (graceful crag lizard), 3650 nucleotides. RefSeq names its product basic helix-loop-helix family member e22 (gene BHLHE22). The coding region runs from base 699 to 1631 and encodes 310 amino acids. The transcript has a single exon. Gene Ontology annotation, molecular function: protein dimerization activity. The record is from RefSeq and is a predicted model, not a curated record. NCBI's taxonomy places the organism in Eukaryota, Metazoa, Chordata, Lepidosauria, Squamata, Cordylidae.